AUGGCGUGUCGAACCCCGAUAGGCCAGCUCUGCAAAAGAGCAUCACAGCCCUCAACCUUGAACUUCACAAGUAAACCUACAGCUGCGCUAUGGCGGCGAGGGAGCAUAUGCCAGUCGCGGUCCUUUGCGACACCAGUACCGCCAGUAACCCAGAAUGCGACAUCUUCAAAAGGACCCACGGCAAUGGUCUUUAUGAACAUGGGCGGCCCAUCUACGACUGAUGAAGUUGGGGAUUUCUUGAGUAGACUAUUUUCAGAUGCAGAUUUAAUACCACUGGGACGCCUUCAAGGCUACCUUGGACCCCUCUUAUCCAAACGCCGAACACCCAAGAUCACCCAGCAAUACGCUGCCAUUGGCGGGGGUUCGCCCAUCCGCAAAUGGUCAGAGUAUCAAGCGACAGAGAUGUGCAAAAUCCUUGACGAAAUAUCCCCAGAAACUGCACCUCAUAAACCCUACGUCGCUUUCAGAUAUGCCAACCCUUUGACGGAAGAAAUGUAUAACAAGUUGCUGGAGGAUGGCUUCGGCCGUGGGAAGGGAGGCAGGGCCGUUGCGUUUACACAGUACCCUCAAUACAGCUGCUCCACCACAGGCAGCAGUUUGAAUGACCUAUGGAAAUGGAGGCAAAGAUUAGAGGGGAAGAGUGUUGAUACAAAGAGUGAUAACGAUGGCACGAUAAAUUGGAGUGUGAUCGACCGAUGGCCGGUCCAUCCAGGCCUUGUGGAGGCGAUUGCCCAGAACAUCGAGGCCAAGCUGCUUGAGUACCCAGAAGACGUACGAAAUGAGGUUGUCUUGCUAUUCUCAGCGCACAGCUUACCGAUGUCCGUGGUUAACAGAGGUGAUCCAUAUCCUGCAGAAGUUGCUGCAACGGUUCAAGCCGUUAUGCAGAGAUUGGGACAUUCCCAUGCCUACCGGCUCGUGUGGCAAUCGCAAGUUGGGCCGAGUGCUUGGCUUGGAGCGCAAACGAGCGAUACAGUUACGAAUUACAUCAAAAAAGGGCAACAUAAUAUGAUACUCAUCCCGGUAGCCUUCACGUCCGACCAUAUCGAGACAUUGUACGAGCUGGAUGAGGAGGUCAUUGGCGAGUCGGGACACAAGGACACCAUUAAGAGAACAGAGAGUUUGAAUGGUCAUCCUGUUUUUAUCAGAGCGCUGGCGGAUAUUGCGAAGGCGCAUCUGGAUAGCGGAAUGGCUUGCAGCAAGCAAAUGGGGUUGAGAUGCCCGGGAUGCAAGAGUGAGAGAUGUGCAGAGAGCAAAAAGUUCUUCGCUGGGCAGCAACUGGCUAUCUAG
Messenger RNA from Venustampulla echinocandica, 1287 nucleotides. RefSeq names its product Ferrochelatase. Gene Ontology annotation, molecular function: protoporphyrin ferrochelatase activity. The transcript is spliced from 3 exons. The record is from RefSeq and is a predicted model, not a curated record. NCBI's taxonomy places the organism in Eukaryota, Fungi, Ascomycota, Leotiomycetes, Helotiales, Pleuroascaceae. Bases 1 to 1287 code for a protein of 428 amino acids. Gene Ontology annotation, biological process: heme biosynthetic process.